GGUGUGCAUAAGAAAGGUGCAAACAUUUUUCUCAUUCAGCCAAAAUGCUACAGCAUCUGGUGAAACUAUGACAAGGAAAUCCUUCGGAAGGUCAUCAUUAAGGAGAAAUGACUAGUUAAAUAAAUGGAAGUAGAAAGAAAGACUGAAUUGGCUCACCUUGAGCUCAUCCAGGAAACAGGGAAGUGCUCCACUUCUUUGGCUGUGAUUGUGCCUUGAAUAGCUAAUAUCACUAUUCUAGAAUCCUUGAACUCUUCCCCAAAUUGUGCUAAGAUGGUUGAUUUCUUGUUAGUUUACAUGAGUGAUGCUGGGAAGUAUGUGCAAAGUCAUUGUAUCUUGAGGCUUAUGCUACUCCCUAUAUCAUUGUCAUUUGUCCAAGCACUUCAUUUUCUCUUCCUUCACCUUGGCUAAUACUAUAGGAAAUUCGUUGAUUGUGAUCAUGCAUAUGCAUGUGUUAUUUGUCAUAUUCUAGCUUCCUGACGUAGGAAAUUAAUGGUCUGAUGUACUUUAAUUUGACUCAACCACCCUUAUAUAUUUCCUUUGUAGUGCCUUUCUUCUUUCUUUAGUCAUGUUGUUUUCUUUGUUUAUUUUUAUUUUAUAUUUAUUUUUAUGCUCUACUUUUUUAAUUGCUCUAUAUUUCUAAUUAAGGAUAAUCUUCAUGUUAUCCAGGUUAUCAAGAAAAGUUUUAUUUCAAUCCAGUAGAUUCUGGUUUUGAGGUUUAAAGUCUUUCUUCUAUAUGUUUUCUUUUGGUGAUAGUGUGAUACUUUUGUCAUGACCAUUUGUUUUAUCUGAAAAUAAUGUUUAAAUUUAUCCAUUGGAAAGAUUGGUCUUUGAAACCAAGUUUGCAAAUAUUGGAGUUGGUAUGUUGCAUUAGAAACCUUGCUGAUUAUUGCCAUAUACUUUAUUUUAGUGGACUAUUUCCGUCGUAUUUGCUUGCACUCUAAUGAAAAUCAUUUCAUUAUAUAUAAUGUUAGCAAUUUGCUGGGAUCAAUGGUUUUUGGAAGCUACUUGAGCUAUGGUUCUUCAAGGUGCAACGUACUACUUUAUCCCACUACAAUUGGAUCGGAGCCACAAGAUGAAGGGCUUAAUUCUUGUGUGAUUGGAUGAGAGUAAUGCAAGGACAUGCUUGUGCAAUUUUGGUUCCCCUUGUGGCUUCUAUCAAAUUGGAAAGGAGACUAUUAAAAUUGAACAUGGUGACAGCACCAUUUCCUUCUAUGGCAUUCAUCCUCGGAUCAAUUGGAGAAAUUGUGGCACUUGCUAGUAUUAAAGAUAAAGACAUUUUGGGAGCAAAGUUUGACCUAAAUAAAGUCAAGUCCAAGAGGCAUAAUUGGGGUGUUUUCCGAGAUCGGCGUCUGAAAUUAUACAAGAAAAACAGCAGACUUUUGAAAGCAAUAGUAAGGAGUAUUGCACAGAAACUGAUAACCACGGAGGCAAUGCUGAAACAAAUUAUUGCCAGCUUAUUUUCAUCCCCAUCAACUCCUAAGCAGCGAAAAGGGAUGCUGACAAUGACUGUCACCUGAGACACUUACAAAAAAACACUUGAGGGUGGCAAGCGAGGUAUGCUUUCAAUUUUAGUUUCUUUGGGACCUUAAAGCCACUACUCUUCCAGUAUAUUGCUAUCAAGACAUAAAGGCUCAACCAACUGGUUACCUUGAAUGGACUGCACCAGACCGUUGUGUCCAUCUUGUGAGUCCUACACGCCAAAGGUGGUGAGCUCAUUUACUCUCUCUCUCUCUAGAAAUGGUCUAGGUAGCAUUAUGCGCAGCAAAAAAAUAAUGUGUUAGCAAAGACAUAGGAAGAAGGUGGGUAGUGGGUGGUGAGAAUGGAAGCAUGGAAUUUUGGUUGUGGGAUUCUAAAUUGUUAAACAAGGUCUAGACAACAUGAGUAGGAGGGGAUUUGGCAUAACAUGGCUUAGUAUAUGCAAAGGGGAUGUGAGACUUCUUCGGCACCCAUCCAAAGUUGCUUUUAAGUGGGUCACAUCUAUUUCCCACUCAAUUUGGUCUUGCUUUAUUGCUUUAGUGGGUCUUAUGGAUUCUCUUAUUCAUCCUCUAAUCAAUUGCCCAUGCUCUCUAUUUUGAAGAGAAACCAUCCUCUUGACUCAUUUGGGACUCUUCACUAGGGUUUUAAGAUGAUGUCAAUUGAUUUUUUGUGUCUUUCAUUAGUUAGAUUCAUGAAAACAAAACCCUAUGGAAUUAAUUUUGUGAUGAGAAAAAAGAAAACUUGGACAUGGUAACUAUAAUAAAAGAAGUUUAGUUUGGGAUAUACAGAAUUUUUAAUCAAGGGAAACAAUUUAGAUAUAUAUAGAUAUAAAUCAGAUCUUACUGCUAAAUACAAUGUUACUUGUGGUCCUCUGUAACAGUUUGAAAUCUUUUCUAGUUUCAGGGGGACAUCAUUUAUAAUUGGAAGGAUUAGCAAUGGCUAUUGGAGGACAUAGAUAACAUACAAAUCUGUUAAGUGCUGUUUUAACUGAAUUUUUUUUUUUCUAUAAAUUGGGAUAAUUCAAGAAGCUUUGUAGUACAUGUGUGGUGAAUUAAUUAGAAGAAAGUUUUCAAUAUAUAUAUAUAUAUAUUAAAAGGAUUUAUUUAGACAAGUAUGAGACACGAGGUGUACAAUCCUAGUGACUCAAGGGCCAUGUUUUUUUAGAUAAUUUAGUUUGUUCUUUAAGCAUUAAAUAUAUUAUAAUUUAAUUAUGCAUUAAACUUUUUUUUUAAAAAAAAUAAUAAUAUUGUGUGAAUUGCAGAAGAUUCCAAUAAAGUUAUAUUUUGUUAACCAUUCUUUGCACAUCAUGUCGGUAAGCCAUUCAUUCCCCACGAGUAUGAGGCACGCAUGCUUGAAGACAACCUAACCCUGACCAUAAACUCUGUCCUGGCCCACAUGGAAGAUAAAUACAAAAUUGUAGAGCUACUUGUUGGGAAUGGAAUUAGGAGUUGUCUACUGUAUACUCUAUAGUAGCUUGUAACUUGUAACUUGUAACUUGAUUCCAUGAAUACUACUAUCAAGAAAAUAUCAAGCUCCCGAUAUUAAUUAACUAGCUAGCUAUUCCUCUUAUUAUAUUAUUGCAUCUUUGAAGGUCUUAAUUGUGGCCCACCUUUUAUACCAAUCAACCACUGUGAGCAAAGGUGGUCUACAACUUCAAGAUCACUAGCCAUUUGCCAAACCCACUCAUGCUCGCCCUGUAUUUAUAGUAAAGAGGAUGUUUGAAGGGGACUGCUUAUCUUUUUGUUUCUUAAACCACCUGCAAACCGGUCCCUCUCUGUACCCAUUUGGAUCCACCAGCUCAACAUUAAGGCCAUUAUCUUUAAGUAUGAUUGACAAUCCUGGUAUAAAUGCAUGUCUUGCAUAAUCAAGCUCAAUUAUUGGUUCUAAUCUGUCCCUUAUAAUUAAUGAUAUGGUGGCCCAUCUUUAAAAUUGCUAGGAGAUAGUGAGCAUACUCUACAUCAAUUCCAAAGCAUAAAAUUCUAUUUUUUUGUUUUUUUAAAUAAUAAUAAUAAAGUGUGUCUGGUUGAGAAUAAUAUUAUGACUAGCGUAAUUGAUGAGAGAAUAAUUCAGUGGAUUCUCAUACUAAGCUUAAUCAUAUGCUGACAAAAAACUAUUUUUGUGUCUUUUUCCCAUCUCGCUUAGAAAAGGUUUUCAAUUGGGCGUGGAUGGAACAGAGGAGAAAAUUAGUUGAAAGUAAUUAGAUGCCGAGUAUAAUAGUGAAAUUUCCAUUUUAUUUUAUUUAUUUAUUUAUUUAUUUUUAUUUUUAUAUUUUUCCAUGUGGUCGGUGUGGUGUGAUCACGGGCUCUGACGGUAUCCGGGAAUCACACGGAUGUCAUGCACUAAGAUGGAAAGACGUUAUUGCCCUCGCAGCAAGCGAAUCCGUUUCUCACGUACGGCGAAUAUCCUGCGGGUAAUGCGCCAGCUCAUUUCGUAUCUCUUCCGCAAUUAUUCUCUCGUGGCAACAUCGUAAAUCCUAAGACGCACAAAGGGCAAUCUCGCGACACUACCCAUCCAAGACACGUGUCCCUCUCACUGUCUUUGAUUCCGGUGAAAGUGGGCCGAUAUGCGGCGCUUAUCCGCAGUGGGCCCGAAUUAGUGGCCGGGGUCCCGUUGCACGGGUGGUGGGGAACACGUGGCCCCAUUAGCGGGUCCCACUAUGGCAUAAGUGGAGUGGAAAAGGGGAUGAGCACGAGGGGAUGGGGGUGAGGAGUGGGCCCGUCCCUCCAUAAACGCUUCGCCACGUGGAUCCCACCUUACGGUCCGUGGGCCCUACUGGGCCUACUCACUGCACCCGCUAUUUCGAAGAGUCGCCUUCUUGGUUGGGACCCCUUUGCUUUGUGGCCUUUAGUAAUUAAUUACUUCUUUGCAAAUCACUUAUUACAAACUUAGCUCAAUCUUUUAAUUGUAAUUAAAAACAUACA
Molecule: messenger RNA, 4397 nt
Organism: Dioscorea cayenensis subsp. rotundata (Guinea yam)
Lineage: Eukaryota; Viridiplantae; Streptophyta; Magnoliopsida; Dioscoreales; Dioscoreaceae
Product: N-carbamoylputrescine amidase-like
Exons: 6
Coding region: 1101-1517 (138 amino acids)
Source: RefSeq, a predicted model, not a curated record